Molecule: messenger RNA, 1886 nt
Organism: Zeugodacus cucurbitae (melon fly)
Lineage: Eukaryota; Metazoa; Arthropoda; Insecta; Diptera; Tephritidae
Exons: 4
Coding region: 71-1348 (425 amino acids)
Source: RefSeq, a predicted model, not a curated record
UUUCAAAGCGAUCCGUCAGUGUGGUAUGCGCAUUCGUCGAUACGGAAUAGAAACUUGAAUGUGAGCAACGAUGAACCAAAACACCGCAUUAGUAACAUGCGAGCAAUUCAAAUCAUUCUUGCGUGAGAAUUUUUCUAAUUUUGAUGAUCUUUUAAACUUUUCUGCAGUUCGACUUCUUGAUGACGGCGAAAACUAUAUUACAACGAUUAUAAGGAUCAGUGCCGGUAUAAGGCUAAAAGAUAAAAGCAUUCAGCGGGUGCAACUCAUAUUAAAAAUUCCCAAUAAGAUUAAUGAGAAUGACGAGAACGAAAGUAACGAAGCGUCGUCCUCAACAGAUGACUUCCACGAAUUAUUUGUAACCGAAGUGGAUAUGUAUAAUAACAUUGUGCCAGAGUUGGAGCAAAUAUAUGCAAAUUGCGAUAACAAACUACAUUUCAAACCAAAACAAUAUCAUUUUACUCACGAAUUAACCUGCGAUUAUAUUCUUCUGGAAGAUCUACAGGCAAGGGGAUUUGAAAUUGCGCGGCGGCGUGAAGGACUCAACGUAGAGCAUACUAAUGCUGUGCUUGCAAAGCUGGCGCAGUGGCAUGCUGCCUCAGCUAAGAGAGUUGAAACAAGAGGCGAUUACCCAGAAGAGUACGUAAACAGUUAUUUCUCCCAGCAGAAUUUGACAUUAAUUGCAAAUAUAAAUGCUGCAUUCAAUGAGCCAUUUGCCGACUGUUUGGAGAGUUAUGACUUGCUGACCCAAGAGAAGGAGAUCAUAUUGAGUUAUAUGAAAAACAUGAAUGAGUUAUAUACCAAAUUUGGCAGCAUCGAUAGACAAGCCUUCAAUGUUCUCAACCACGGCGACUUCUGGAUAAAUAACAUCAUGUUUCGACAUAGUGAGGACGACGGCGUGACAGUCCAGGAAGUGCUUUUUAUUGAUUUCCAGCUACCCAAGUAUGGAUGUUUCGCAAUGGAUGUGUUUUGCUUUUUGCUGACUUCGCCACAAUGGAAUAUUAAAUUGAGAAACUUUGACAAAUUCAUAAGUUUCUAUCAUACUGAACUGAUCAGAAACUUGACGAUAUUGAAUUACACGAAACCAAUGCCUACUAUUGAGCAAAUAAAUUCUCAACUAGAGAAAUAUGGUUUGUGGGCCUUUGUUUGUGCUCAGCGGGUGCUUGCAGUGGCAUUACUAGAUUCCCAUGAAAAUUCCAACAUUGAAACGUUUAUGAACAAUAACAAAGAAGGAAAAUCUUUUAAAAAACGCAUGUUUUUUAAUCCCAAAUAUGUGCAACAAGUGAAAGAGAUUUUGCCUUGGCUAAUUGAGAAGAAUUACAUGCAUUACAUGACACAGAUCUCACAAUGAUAAACAUAUUCUACGUAUUUUAUUUUUAUUUUACAUAAGUACGUAUUUUUUUAGAAUACAAUAAACGGUUCCUACGCCAAUUACAUACAUACAAUUUGAUUAAAAGAAUAGUAUAAUAUAAAUAUAGAAGCUCAAGUUUAUAUAAUCAUAAAUACAUAAUAAAGCUUCGAGUACACUAUUAAAAUAUUUCUUUUCUUGAUAUAAAUGCGAAAAUUUAAUAUUUCGGUUAACAAAUUUUUUCCAAAGUAAAUAACGAGCGCUGACUAGUUUAAGUGAAACCGAACAUUCAAAGCUUUUAACUUAAGUCUACUAUAAUAAAUGUGAUUCUGAAGGUCAUUUUCAAUCGAAUAUGUUUAAUAGAAUUCUUAAAAAUUUGAAUCAAUUUAAUAGAACAACGACGAGUUAUAUUCAUAUCGUGUCAUAAUUUAAUUUAAAACCACUUUAUAAGUAUUUAGUUCAAAAAACUAUAAUUUAGUUAUAUAUAAUUACAAUAAUGCCAUUGAAAAUAACUACAUUUUUAUCGAAUAAAACCAAACCA